AUGCAGGAUCGUGUAGAAUCGGGCAAAUCGGACAGAAUCGGUCCGAUCCUGCCCGAUUCUGCCCGAUCCUGUAAAUCGUGUAACUUACGAGACUUUCUCGCGGAAAAAAUGAAUUGCAACACCCUUGUCGAUCUAAAAAAAUGUCUAAGGCGAGCAGAACUUCAAGAAAAAGAACUCCUUGCCGGACCUUUUGUAGUUUUGAAAAUAGAACGCUACUUAACAGAUCCGCAGCACACUUCUCAGACUGGCCUGGACACUGUGUAUAUUGAUGUGUAUCAGCUGACUGUUGCAGACAUCUUACACAAACUUAAAGUAGUAGUGGAUCCGAAAAUAUCGAAAGACAUCCAAAACAGACAGUUGAGGGAAGGCUGCUCUUUAAAGUUUACAAAAUGUACUCUACGUUAUGAUGAGACCAGUUUGUCAGGGAGCAAUAUAGUUAUAGUGCACAGCAUCAACAUUGAAACAAAGCCAUGCCUAUCCGUUUUACCAUCAGAAAUGGCAGACUUACGCUGGUGUCCUGACUGUGCUGCCAAACAGACCAAGGAUCUCCCUCUCACUUCAUCUCGGGGCUAUUUCCUCAAUCUUUGGUCAAGUACAGAGAUGACAGGACCACAAUGGAAGCUUGCAGGUGAAGAAGCCAAAAGUGUUGGAGCUGUGACAGCAGAGGAUAUUUACCAAGUGAAAGAGAUUGCCAGGAACUGGACAGAGCUACAAAUCGUAAACCCUCGCAUGGUUGUGAGGGUUAUAUGCAAAUUUCGACUACUCCAUUAUGCUAAGCCAUCAAAGUUGGGGAUGUGGCCUUUCCAGGCUAAUUUCACUGUUUGUGAUGAGACUGGAGUCUGUAAUCUAGUGUUGUGGAAUGCUCUAUGUACAGAGUACUACCAAAGGUUACAGGAAGGCAGUGUGAUCAUGAUUAGAAGAUUCACAGUGAAAAAGAGCUAUUACAGUAAUGGUCGGGGUGCUCCAUCACCUGAGAACCUACAGUAUUACGAUGUUGACAUCAACCUGAACCCACACCAUCCUCAAAGUGAGAUACAGAUUCUGGCAACAUCAGCAGUACCUGACAACAUUCAUCUCCCAGACCUUGAGUAUAACUUUGUUACACGCCGUCAGCUAGGAUUCAUGCCUGAUAACUAUAUCUGUGAUGUUGUGGGCUGUGUGACAUAUGUUGGACGUUACGAGCGUGACUCAUGUACAAACAAAGCAGGGCUUGACAGUGGGGGAUUUUGGAUUCGUCGUUGGCUGCACCUACGUGAUGCCUCCAGCGAAAAAACAAUUAUUAUAGAAAUGUUUAGAGCAGCAGAGUCGGUGAUUGCUCCUCAAGUGAAACCUGGUGUAGUGUUGGUUUGUAGACACAUGAAGGUGAUUAAUAACACUUCUUAUCUGACCAGAUCUACCUCUCAGCGACAGGUGUAUAUCACCUCAACCAUCAACACUCAGUUGAGUGUGAGAGUAAAUGGUGAGAAAAACUUAAGGCCAGGAUCUGCCAUCUCAGAUGUGUUAGUCUGGUCACAAUCACAUGAAGGUAAACAGGAAGUGGAACACUCUAUGCUUAAAGGAUACUUCUCCUAUCCUUGUGUCCCCGUCCAACUGACUGCCCUCCAGGACAUGUAUACAGACCUCAAGAUAAUUUCUAGUGAUGACUGGAAGAGAGAAUUGACUGCCCUUGCGUAUAGACAACAUAAGUGUCUGUUUGUACAGGCGGUAAUGGUCUCAGCUAAGCUAAUCCACUCUCCAAAACAUGUGACACCAAAAACAUCCUCAAGAAAGAGAAGAAGAAAGGCAGGCAAGGCAUCACAUGUGCCUUGUAAAACAGAAGUAGUGGUUGUAGACCCAGAGAUUCAUGCCCUUGCCGACCAGAUGGAGAGUUUAGGAAUAGGGGAGCCACACCAAUUGGUAAACACAUUUCCAACACCCUACAGCCAUGCCCACUGGCCAGGCCUUCAACAACAGCUGAUGUUCCCCUCAGGGGAGUUAUCACCAGAGGAACCACAAGGCCAAGGCACAAUUGGACAUUCCUCUGAUACAGUUGGACAGAGUCUGGACAGCACAGGAGAUACUUCAGAAUCAUCAGAGCGCAUAUUGGAAAGAGAAAUGCCAGAAUGUUACAUCUUGACAUGGAAAGGAUUGAACUCCAACAUUUUAUUAAACACUAUCUGGAGACCAACAGGUGACAGAUGUGGGAGGAGUAGUUCUAUGUUAGAACUAUUAUGUAUGUCACACCCUUCCAUCCGCUGGCUGUCGUACCCAUCUCAGUGCCUGUCAGAUCUCCCAACAAUACUCCGGUCAGCUACACAGUGUAUGGGGCACAGGUACCUGCUGGUACUCGACUGCUUCAGACAUUCUCAUGAAGAUAAUCAGGAAGUGGUGUUAAAGCAAGCUUACAGGUUGUAGGUGAUAACUUUCUUCAAGCAUUAUUUGCCUUUGGAGAUGACCUUUCCAUGUAAACU
Ylistrum balloti is the source of this 2450-nucleotide messenger RNA. RefSeq names its product RPA-related protein RADX-like. The transcript is spliced from 15 exons. Gene Ontology annotation, biological process: regulation of DNA repair. NCBI's taxonomy places the organism in Eukaryota, Metazoa, Mollusca, Bivalvia, Pectinida, Pectinidae. The coding region runs from base 1 to 2394 and encodes 797 amino acids. Gene Ontology annotation, molecular function: single-stranded DNA binding. Gene Ontology annotation, cellular component: replication fork. The record is from RefSeq and is a predicted model, not a curated record.